GCCGCCUUGGGGCUAACGGAAGAGAUGGAGCCGGCGAAGAUGGCGUCCCCCAAGAGCGCGCCCAAAGACGCGCAGGUGAUGGCGCAGAUCCUGAAGGACAUGGGCAUCACGGAGUACGAGCCGCGCGUCAUCAACCAGAUGCUGGAGUUCGCCUACAGGUAUGUUACAACUAUACUGGAAGAUGCGAAAAUCUACUCGAGCCACGCAAAGAAGUCCAGCGUCGAUGCGGAUGACGUGAGGUUGGCGAUCCAGUGUAGAACAGACCAGUCCUUCACGUCUCCCCCUCCGCGAGACUUCUUGUUAGAUAUUGCAAGGCAGAAAAAUCAGACGCCGCUGCCGCUGAUAAAGCCUUAUUCUGGACCCAGGCUCCCACCUGACAGAUACUGCUUGACCGCUCCCAACUACCGGCUGAAGUCCUUGCAGAAGAAGGUCUCUUCCUCUGCAGGCAGGAUAACAGUCCCUCGCCUGAGCGUUGGUGCUGUGAGCAGCAGGCCCAGCACUCCUACUUUAGGUACACCUUCAGCACAGGCAGUGUCCGUCUCAACCAAAGUGGGCACUCCGGUGUCGCUGACGGGGCAGAGGUUCACUGUGCAGAUCCCCUCUUCCCAGGCCACAGUCAAGUCAGCCACACCAACUACUCCGACAGUUCAGAAUGUUCUAAUUAAUCCUUCGUUAAUUGGACCAAAGAACAUUCUUAUUACUACAAAUAUGGUGUCAUCACAGAAUGCAUCUAAUGAAUCGAACCCCUUGAAAAGGAAGCAUGAAGAUGAUGAUGACUACGAUAACUUGUGAGGAGGCUGCCCGGUCCCCUUCCUGUCAUCACUGAUUCACAUUGAGUCUAAUGAGGUUUUUUUGCCAAGAGUUCUUCAUAAGCAGUGUGAGAAUGUAUAAAUACUCCGUUAAUGUACACUGAGGAUGGAGUGAGAGAGAUCUUUGCCUGUGGAAAGAAAGAUGGGAAAGCGACUCAUUGUUUCCUGUGGCGCGUGGUGUCUUGUGGAGCUCAGCAGCGAUGGUGAGCACUGGUCCCUGUCACACGGGAGAACAGUCUCUGUGCCUCUUCUGUUGCCUUAUUUCUAAUGGAUGUGUCCAUGUCUCUGAACCCAGGGAGCCCUGUGCUGUAGUACUGUCCUGUGCCAAGUAAAGUUAGUUUUUAGAAAACUCUGGAUGGUGUGACAUAGAGAUUCCUUCCAAAUAACAUCAAAACCAGCCCUGGGAGACUGGGAGAGGUGGGACAGAGCUGGAACAGCAUAUCAGCCUUUUUGGGUUUUUGUUCCCCUGAAUACAUUUGCUGCUUCUAGGUAAUGUUAGUCCCAUGCAUUGUUCUCCAUGUGCAGUUCAGUGAGUGCAAAGAUUCUCUCUUAACAGUAGAAAUGCAGACAAAAAGAAGAGGAGUGGGUUUUGGGAGAACAAUUCCUUAGGCUGUCCCCCUUCUACCUGUUAAUCUGCGGUUUCUGUUCACCUCCACCAGUACCCACAGAUCUAAGUUGGAGGAAAGGAAAACACAGCAAAGAUUUGUUCUGGUUUUAUUUCGAAAGAGUUUCGUUAAGCUUGUGCUUGUGCGUGCGUGUGGAGUGACCUGUGGCACGUGGGGACCUGGUGGUGAUGUGUCCUGAGCUUGGCUCCGAGGGGCUGACGUGAAGCCCCGGGUACCUGCAGGUGCUUCUGUUGUGGACCAGCAGCCCCAAUCUGCUGUGCUGCAAGGCUGAAUGAUGUGGUUUUAUAUAUUAAAAAGCAAAUAAAGCA
Messenger RNA from Strigops habroptila (Kakapo), 1743 nucleotides. RefSeq names its product TATA-box binding protein associated factor 9b (gene TAF9B). The record is from RefSeq and is a predicted model, not a curated record. Lineage: Eukaryota; Metazoa; Chordata; Aves; Psittaciformes; Psittacidae. The transcript is spliced from 7 exons. Gene Ontology annotation, cellular component: transcription factor TFIID complex; SAGA complex. Gene Ontology annotation, molecular function: protein heterodimerization activity; transcription coactivator activity; RNA polymerase II general transcription initiation factor activity. Gene Ontology annotation, biological process: DNA-templated transcription initiation; RNA polymerase II preinitiation complex assembly. The coding region runs from base 25 to 792 and encodes 255 amino acids.